Pseudogymnoascus verrucosus is the source of this 276-nucleotide messenger RNA. RefSeq lists its product as uncharacterized. The transcript has 2 exons. Bases 1 to 276 code for a protein of 91 amino acids. NCBI's taxonomy places the organism in Eukaryota, Fungi, Ascomycota, Leotiomycetes, Thelebolales, Thelebolaceae. The record is from RefSeq and is a predicted model, not a curated record.
AUGGUAGUCCUCGAGAUGGAGGUGGGCGAGCGAGCCGUCGAGACGACAACGGAUAGCAAUCAGGUUGGGAAUGUCGAGAGAGCGGAUCAACGGGGUUAUGUCACGCCGAGACUCUGGACAGAUUCGAUGUUUCUCCCACAAAUAUCAAUGCUAGACCUAGAGGGUCGUACACAAGAUUCACAGCAGUCAGCGAAGAAUGACCAGCCAUUGAAACGGAUGAUGGAGGAUCAAAACAUAUAUAUCUCGACAAUAGCAGGGGAUUACAAUUAUAUGUAG